Messenger RNA from Amphibalanus amphitrite, 864 nucleotides. RefSeq lists its product as uncharacterized. The coding region runs from base 1 to 864 and encodes 287 amino acids. Gene Ontology annotation, molecular function: DNA helicase activity. Gene Ontology annotation, biological process: DNA repair; telomere maintenance. NCBI's taxonomy places the organism in Eukaryota, Metazoa, Arthropoda, Thecostraca, Balanomorpha, Balanidae. The transcript has a single exon. The record is from RefSeq and is a predicted model, not a curated record.
AUGGGAGAAGACUUCGCCCGCCGCCACCCAGAGCUGCCGCCGGAGACGGUUACGUGUAUGAUCCUGCUGCGCAUCAGUGACUCCAUCCAGCGGGCCGGCAAGACGCUGGAAUACUUCGGUCUGUCGCCCGUGCCCGCUGAACACCGAGCAGCGGCCGCCGCCUCUGAGGGGGUCCAGGAGCUGCGGCGCCUGCCUCCCAUUACACGGGAGGAGGUCGACUUUGACCGUGCUGACCUUCAGCGCACCGUCGACCAGCGGCCGCCUGGCCUGCUACCAGCUCAGCGCCAGGCGGUGGACACGGUGCUGGCCGUGGUCGACGGCCAGGAGCCGCUCGCCCUAUUCUUGGACGCGACAGGUGGCACUGGCAAAACAUUCACAUUUAACCUGCUCCUCUCUGCAGUGCGAGCCAAGGGCCUGGUUGCACUUGCCGUCGAAUUCAGUGGCAUAGCCACCACGCUGCUGGACAGCGGGAGGACAUUUCACUCCCGCUUCAAAGCUCUUCUGCGACCGGACGUCACCGCCAUCUUUAACAUCCCCGCCCAGAGCGAGCUCGCCCAGCUGAUCCGGCUAGCGCGCCUCAUCGUGAUGGAUGAGGCUCCGAUGGCGCACCGGCACCACAUCGAGGGCCUCGACCGGACGCUGCGCGGCCUGACGGGGUCCGAUCAGCUGUUCGGCGGCAAGGUGGUGGUGCUGGGCGGCGACUUCCGGCAGGUUCUGCCUGUCGUCCGGCACGCCAACCAGGCAGGCAUCGUGGACGCCAGUCUCCGCCGCUCGCCGCUGUGGCGCCACUUCAGAGUAUACCGGCUGCGGGAAAAUAUGCGCGCCAGACUGGCCACGCAAAACCCCGGCCGGGCCCGAAGUUGA